ACAAAAUCACUAUUCUUUGGUAAAAUCUGUUUCCUUGGAUAUCUUGGAGGUACCGGAUUGUGCACUACUAUAAACAAUGGCUAAGUCUUUUUUUCACGAUAUCGAGCCUGUCCCUGUGGAUGAAACGUUUCGCCUGUUGGAUCAAUUUAAUUCUGACACAUCGCCGAAUAAAGUGAAUCUUGGAAUAGGAGUCUAUCGUACAAAUGAAGGCAAGCCCUGGAUUCUUCCUGUUGUGUCCAGUACAGAGAUGGCACUUGCAGCCGACAAAACAUUGAAUCAUGAAUAUUUGAGUAUAGAUGGAAUGAAGGAGUUUUAUACAGCAGCUUCCAGGUUGAUCCUUGGAGCUGAUAGUCCAGCCAUUGUUGAAAACAGAGUUUGUGCAGUGCAAGUUCUGUCUGGUACUGGCAGUUUACGUAUACUACUUGAGUUUACAAAACGUUUCAUGCCUGCAAAAGUUGUGUAUACGCCCAAACCAUCCUGGGGCAACCAUGCAAAGAUUGCCAGAGAUGUUGGUUUCACUGACAGAAGAGAAUAUCGUUAUUACAAUAAAGAGACUCGUGGAUUAGACCUCAAUGGAAUGCUCGAAGACUUGCAGAAUGCUCCAGAAGGCUCAGUUAUAAUCCUACAUGGUUGUGGACAAAACCCCACUGGAGUGGAUCCAUCGGCGGAAGAGUGGGUAAAAAUUGCAGAGGUUGUGAAGGCCAAACAUCUCUUCCCUCUACUGGAUUAUGCAUAUCUUGGCCUCAUUUCUGGAGAUAUCGAUGAAGAUGCCUUUGCUGUACGACACUUUGUCUCGCAGGGAAUUGAAUUAGCAGUGGCACAAUCCUUUGCCAAAAACUUUGGUUUAUAUUCCUCCAGAAUUGGUUGCGCGUUUUUGAUCGCGAAUUCCUCGGAAUAUGUCAAUACCAUACGAAGUCAGCUGAAGGUCAUCAUUCGUCCAAUGUGGUCCAACCCUCCCGUGCAAGGCGCACGUAUUGUUACGACGGUGUUGAACAAUCCUGCCUUGCUGACCGAAUGGAAAGAGUGUGUGGCGUCCAUGUCAAAACGGAUCAAGUCUGCUCGUGAGAGUCUCUUCCAAAAAAUGCGCGGGCUGGGAACUCCUGGAAACUGGGAUCACAUCGUAAAACAUUGUGGCAUGUUCACCUUCACUGGAUUGUCUCCAAAACAAGUCAAGUAUUUACUGGAGAAGUAUCAUAUAUAUGCUAUGGGAAAUGGUCGUAUUAACAUGUGUACCGUUACCACGAGUAAUGUCGAGUAUGUGGCGAAAGGAAUCGACGACGCUGUUCGUAAUAUAAAGGAAUGAAUGAACUUGCAAACUUGAAAUAAAUUUUAAUAAAAAAUAGUUAUGAUAUAUUCUAAUUACUUGAAAGGCGUUACUAAAGAAAUAUUGUAAUCUUAAUUUAUCUUAUAUUGCUUCAUCUUAUGAAAUGAGUGACAUAUUUAUCAAGCUUAUAUAACGGACAUUUUAACUAUAUUGCUUAUUGUGA
This is a messenger RNA of Dendronephthya gigantea, 1487 nucleotides long. RefSeq names its product aspartate aminotransferase, cytoplasmic-like. The transcript has 9 exons. NCBI's taxonomy places the organism in Eukaryota, Metazoa, Cnidaria, Anthozoa, Malacalcyonacea, Nephtheidae. The record is from RefSeq and is a predicted model, not a curated record. Gene Ontology annotation, molecular function: pyridoxal phosphate binding; L-aspartate:2-oxoglutarate transaminase activity. Bases 77 to 1303 code for a protein of 408 amino acids. Gene Ontology annotation, cellular component: cytosol. Gene Ontology annotation, biological process: L-aspartate biosynthetic process.